Molecule: messenger RNA, 1137 nt
Organism: Melitaea cinxia (Glanville fritillary)
Lineage: Eukaryota; Metazoa; Arthropoda; Insecta; Lepidoptera; Nymphalidae
Product: defense protein 3-like
Exons: 3
Coding region: 43-804 (253 amino acids)
Biological process (GO): defense response to bacterium
Cellular component (GO): extracellular region
Source: RefSeq, a predicted model, not a curated record
UUAGUUGAACAUUGUAUCUGUAGCACUAGUAGUAACAGCAAAAUGUUUGCGAAAAUCUUUCUACUAACCGCGCUUCUUAUCGGAGUCAGCUGUAGACAUAUACAAAUUGUACAUAGACCAAAUGCGUAUGUGCAAGAUAGCACGAAUUUGGUAGAAGAUGAUUUAGAAGACCUGUAUUCGGAACAAGAAUUUGAGUCUGUGCAUCCGAUUUACCUGACUCCACGGGUCCGUCGUCAGGCGCAUGGGGUUUUGAACAGUAAUCCUGAUGGCUCGAUGAAUAUUAUGGGUAAAUUACCGCUUGCCGGUAAUAAUAACAAUGCUCUGAGCGCAAUUGGUGGUAUAUCUGGUGCAAAGCCUGGUGGUUUUAGUAGCGCGUCAGCUGGUCUAGCACUUGAUAAUGUUAAUGGCCACGGCUUAAGUCUAACUGGUAACCAUAUCCCUGACAUGGGAAACCAGCUAACAGCAGCAGGAAAGUUGAACUUGUUCCACAACGACCACCACAACUUGGCAGCUAACGCCUUCGCUACAAGGACUAUGCCCCAGAACCCUGUGAUACCCAACUUCAACACUUAUGGAGGUGGCCUGGACUACUCCUUCAACAAUAAGCUUGGCGCAUCCUUGAGUGCCGCACAUACGGAUCUCUUCAAGCGUACAGACUUGUCAGCGAUGGGAAACGUCAACUUAUUCAGAAACCCCACUUCUUCUUUGGACUUCAAUGCUGGUGUCUCUAAGUCUAUUUCACCAUUCAUCCCCAAACAAUCGUGGCAACCGGCUUUUGGACUCUCUUACUCUAGAUUUUUCUAAGUCAAAACAUAUUUUUUUUUGUCAUUUUAUUACCAAAGAAUAUCAUAGUGUGUGUCACUGUGGUGAACUUUAAACUGCCAUAUUUUUAACUUAUACUUUUUUUUUACACAAACUAUGUCUUGACAAUAACGAAGACUAAAAAUGAAAUAUCGACUUUUUAAUUUAAAAUUUUUAUUACUAUGGAUUUUAAUUAUAUACAUAUGUAUGUGUUGUAAUGCUCGUGCCAGAACAAUAACAUCACAAUUUGUAUUUUCACUCUUUGUAUUUCUCUACUGGUUGUUAUUUGUAAACUAAGUAUUAUUGAAUUUUAAUUAAACAAACCUUGUAAUAUAA